GUGGGUACAAUUUCACAUUCUAAACAAAUUUUAAAGAUCGUUAAUAAUUUUAACUUGUGAAUAAGAACCCCAAAGAGAUAGACAUUCCCAAAAGGAAAACAGAUUUUUUUUUCUUUAAUACGAUGGACAGUUUGUGUUUGAAUAGCGGUUUACACGGUGUAAUUCCAGCGAUCACUGCGGUUGGAAACGGUGUAAGCGGUGGAGUUGUUGAAGUCCGUGCAACUGCAACGGCACCAUCGCAAAAAAGAGGUCCUUUUGGAUUCUCAUUUAAGUACCCAUUGACGCCGUUUUGGUCUCGCGGCGGUGGAGGAGGAAUUGCGUCGAGGAGACGAAGUGGGUUGUGUUUAGACGACGCCGUUUUGGUUGAUUCUGGCGAUUCGAGAAAGCCGAUCGCGGAGGAGACGGCGGUGGAAAUGGAGACGGAGAGGCGAAAUGAGAGCUGGGUUUUGAAGAUCUUGGAUGUACAAUCUAUGUGGAGAGAUAGAGAAGACGAAGUAGAAGAUGAUGAUGACGAUGAAGAAGAAGAAGAUGAAGACGAGGAUGUUGAAUCAGACGACGCCGUAUUAGCUGAAGAUGAUGGUGGAUGCGAUGUAUGUUCGAUUUUGGAAGAUGAUGGUGACGAAGCAAACAAAUUUCAGCUUGAUAGUGAAUCGUUCUCCAAAUUGCUGAGGAGGGUUACGUUACCAGAAUCAAAACUCUAUGCCCAAAUGUCGUAUUUAGGAAACUUGGCUUAUUCAAUUUCAAAAAUCAAGCCUGCGAAUCUAUCGAAAUAUUACGGCCUGAGAUUUGUAACUUCAUCAGCUGAGAAAACAGAAUCUGCGUUAAAAGCUGGGAAUGGUGAGGUUUCAGGAGAGACUAAGCCAAUUGAGGAAGAAGAAGAAGCUAAAGAAGAAGAAGAAGAAGAAGAGAAGAAGAAAGGUCGCAAGAUUAGUGCUUCUGCUGCAUAUGAGAUUGUUGCAUCAGCUGCUUCUUACCUGCACUCUCGUACCAACAACAUACUUCCUUUCAAUUCUUCAUCGAAAGCUGACAAAAAUGAUGUAAAUUUGGCAAAUGCGGAGUCAUCAACAGAUGUUGCUUAUUCUGUUACUUCUGUUGUUGCUGCUGAGGAAGAUGUGAAGCAAGCUGUUGCAGACGAUUUGAAAUCGACGAUUUCGUCUCCCUGCGAUUGGUUUAUAUGUGAUGAUGAUCAGAGUCACACUAGAUUCGUUGUGAUUCAGGGAUCUGAAUCUCUAGCUUCUUGGCAAGCAAAUUUACUCUUUGAGCCUAUUGAAUUUGAGGGACUUGGUGCGAUCGUACACAGAGGAAUAUACGAAGCUGCAAAAGGAAUGUAUGAACAAAUGCUACCUGAAGUUAAAGCCCAUAUUAAAACCCACGGGACCAGCGCUAAAUUCCGUUUCACCGGUCAUUCAUUAGGUGGAAGCUUAUCGCUAUUACUAAACCUCAUGUUACUCGUUCGAGGCGAAGUACCUGCUUCUUCUUUACUUCCGGUUAUAACAUAUGGUGCACCAUUUGUGCUAUGUGGAGGCGACCGUCUUCUUAAAAAACUCGGGUUGCCUAAAAGCCAUGUUCAAGCUGUCAUAAUGCACCGUGACAUUGUCCCAAGAGCUUUUUCUUGUAACUAUCCGUACCAUGUUGCCGAGCUUCUCAAAGCUGUUAAUGGAAACUUCCGUAGCCAUCCUUGUCUUAACAAACAGAGUAUGUUGUAUUCCCCGAUGGGCGAGCUUCUGAUUCUUCAACCAGAUGAGACAUUCUCUCCUGGACAUGAACUUCUUCCUCCCGGGAACGGUUUAUAUCUUCUAACAGGCGAUUUCGAAUCGCCGAAUAAUGAAGAUUCUGAGGAGGAACGGUUAAGAGCCGCGCAGACGGUUUUCUUAAACACCCCGCAUCCUCUUGACAUACUCAGCGACAGAUCGGCUUAUGGGUCCAGCGGAACAAUCCAAAGAGACCAUGAUAUGAACUCGUAUCUGAAAGCGGUUAGGAGUGUAAUAAGAAAAGAAGUGAAUCAGAUAAGAAGAGCGAAAAGGGAGCAUCGCCGGAGUCUCUGGUGGCCAAUUCUGGUGGCUAGAGAAAGCGGAAGCUCGGGGAUUGCAAUCAGUAACGGCCAAAUCAACAGUCAGGAUUUCUCUGGCAUGAUGAAGACAGGAAGAAAGUCGUUGCAGAGGUUUAGCCGCCUUGUGGCGUCUCAACAUAUGCCGUUGAUCGUUGUUAUGUUGUUUCCGGUUAAGUUGUUGUUCCUUGGUGCUUUCAACAUCUUUAGUUUCCGUUGAAAAGUUUCUUUUGGCGGGUUUUAUGAUCGUUUGCUUAUACCGGUCCAGACUGAAUUUUGGUUUGACCGGUUUAGAUCAUUCUUUAUUCAUAUAUCUUGUUUGUUUGUUUGUUUGUUUGUUGGGGCCAUUGGAGGCUUUCUCUGUUAGAUACAUUGGUUUCACGCAUAAAGGUUGUGGAAAAGGAACAAAAGGGACCAGUAUUUAAUAUUUGUAAUUAUAAAUUGUGCAAAAGUAU
Arabidopsis arenosa is the source of this 2502-nucleotide messenger RNA. Lineage: Eukaryota; Viridiplantae; Streptophyta; Magnoliopsida; Brassicales; Brassicaceae. The record is from the annotation of a GenBank genome assembly.